GCCAUACUGUGGAACAUUCUAAAGUUAUGUAGUGUAGUUUAAAAAAAAAAACAAAAAGAAACAUGCCAUUCAUCCAGAACAUCAUGUUUUUAUCAUUUAAUAACUUUAAUAUGUUACAUUACAAUAAUAUUUCAUGGACGUCUGUAGGUAGUUUAACACAUUUGACUGAAUUUUCUGUCCAUCUUUUCCAUGUUUAAAAGUUCUCUGUAGUUCUUCUUCAGCACUAAACCUUGUAUGUGUUUGUCAUGCACACGUGUGUCCUGUAGGGGGCGACACACUGGGCCUGUGGUUGGUUACACUGAUGUUUAUGUUUGAUGAUAGAUAUGUUGAGGGCGUCUGAAGGACAGGGGAUGCGCCUGCCCAAGAUCAGAGCCGCACAGAGGAGUACGCUCACCAGUAUACUGCAGUUUCUAGAGUCCCGUCCUGCGACUCAGGUCCCUCGCUCUCACCGCACCCCAGGGCUCCAGACGCCCCGCCCCGGCGCCUCCUCUCCUCUCUGCCCCACGGCACGCACGGCAUGCUGGGAAAACGCAGCUUCCACCAUCACAGCCGCACCGACCCCGAGAGACGCUCAGAAAAUCCAAGUACAACAGGAGGACCUCUGCACAACGGGCGCAGCAGCUCCAGCGGAAACACCAGAGGAGGAGUCAUGAUCCGUAAGAGGCGUCCCAACUGGAUCGACGCGCCGGACGACAGCUUUUUCCUCGUCACCAGGGAAACCAGGAGGGCCCGGAGGUUACUGACCCGCUCCCAGCUGAGACGCGCCUGUCGACAGCCCUGCGAGCAGAUCACCCUCCGCAGGGUCUCCCAGGGCGCUCCGCAGGGGCUGGUGCUGGCCCCGCCCCACCCACACCCCAGUCUGAGGAUGAGGGGGCCCAUCGUCAUCCACGACUGAGUCCAGGGUCCAGGACCACCCGCAAAAUCAAAUAUGAACAAACUGCAACUGACAAAAUCAGCGUAAACAAACUAACCAACAAGGACUGUCCGAGAAAGUCAAAAACGUCAACAACAAAAACAUGAUCUCACUCAGACAAGCAAAACAUCAUCACUAUUUACAGGAUCUGCUGCUGACAGUGGUUUGGCAAAACUCUGACUAAAGAAGCACCACGGUUCAGGUGAGUCCCACACCUGCUUGUCUCCGUGGAGCUGUUACUGCUCUGGAAAAGAAAACUUGAAACUGAAUAAAUGCAGCUUAAAUCACUUGUAUUUAUCUUGCAUUUAUUCAAUUUUAAGUGUUCUGUAUGGUGGCACUUUUACAUUUCACAACUGUGGGGAAGCUGAGUGGUCAAAGUAUCAGGCAGAUGCAACAACAAAAAAAAUCUUUCACCAGACAAAAUUAUUUUAAAACAGACUUCUGGAGUUCACCUACAAAAGUACAAAUAAACAGAAAAUUAGUAACUCAAAUCAUAAACCAUUAAACAACCUGAACAGAA
Messenger RNA from Boleophthalmus pectinirostris (great blue-spotted mudskipper), 1433 nucleotides. Its product is annotated as metastasis-associated protein MTA1-like. The record is from RefSeq and is a predicted model, not a curated record. The coding region runs from base 518 to 895 and encodes 125 amino acids. The transcript has 5 exons. Lineage: Eukaryota; Metazoa; Chordata; Actinopteri; Gobiiformes; Gobiidae.